AUGGUUAACGAAGCGCUGGUUGUCGAUAUUUCUCCAAAAUCCCGGCGUCUUGAACUGCAAGCAAAAAAUGAAACUCCAAAACAGAGUGAAAUUAAAAACUACAUUGGCCCAAUAUUGACAACAACUUUAUGUGAUUUUAGUCCUCCUGAUAUACAAAAAUUACUAGGCGUAACACCGCAACUCGAAGGUCCGCCAAAAAAUUUAUGGACGCCUCCGAGUGAUAAAAUAAUUUUACGACCUGUUACAAAUCACAACAUCAUCAAAGCUCUUACUCAUGAUGGGAUACUAAAUUUAGGGGAACAAGUUAAGAGAAAUUACGAAGCAGAUGUAAAUAAAAGAGUAAAUGACAAUUUAAAUCGCGAGAUAAAUGAAAUCCGUUCAAUGUUUGAAGCUGAAAAACGUCAUGCUAUUAAUCUCAGUAUUAAUGAGACUAGAAAUGUAUAUGAAAGUAAGAUUGAUUUAUUAACUAAAGAGCAUGAAAGUAAAUUGCAGAGUGCGCUCGCUGAAGUUGUAGAAAAGUCUAAUAAGAAAUUACAAAAAGCUGUUGUGGCUGAACGUGUGAGCGUGACACAUCAGAUGCUUAAGAAAUUAAGAGAUGAAAUUGGUUAUAUGGUCAUUAAACUGUACGAUGAGUUCGAGAGAAAAUCCCGAGUUGACCGAGAAAAUAUGAUUGCUGACUUUAAUAAAACAAUUAGAAAUGAACGAAAUAAAAAUAAUGAUAUUUUAAAUGCUUUCGAGAAAGAGAAAAAUCUUGAGAUGAAUAUUCAAAGACUUGAAAUAGAAAAUAAAUAUCUUAAUCUUCUGAUAAAUUCAGUCAGGGCGGAAAGAUCUCACAGUGAAAAUCGAAUGAGUUUUCGCCAGCAAAAUUUCCAGGUACUGUUAUUGUUUGUUGAAUUAAAAAUUCAAGCUCUUUAUGAACUUCUGGUGAAAACAUUGUACAUAAUAAAAGUAUUAAAUAAAAAAUUGUCCCAACCGACAGCUCGAAUUCACGAGCCCUCUUGGCGAGAUAAAUUACAAGAAAUAAUAAGUAAAUUUAAAAAGAUGAUUAAUUUUGUAUUUCACGCGAUUCCGGGGCACGCUGAAUUUCUCCUUUCUCUAGAAUCACUUUUGUCUUUGGAACAUCAUGAAGAUAGAAUUGCUUGUGAAAAUGAGGAUAGUAAUCGCUGUGUCUUGGGAAUAAUAAAAAAUUUCUCUGGAUCAUUAAAAAAUGACGUUUUUCGAGUUGUAGAAAUUGUUGAUAAAAAUGGAAAAAAAUGGAGGCCUGUCACUUUGCCAUAUCAGGUAAUGUUUCAUUUUUAAUUAGUAAUCAAUAAUGAAUAAUAAAAUAAUUAUCUUUUUUUUAUGUAGCCAUCAGUCGACGAUGAAGAUGAACCGCUUUUCAUACCAGAAAUCAUUUUGUAUCAUUAUAUCGAUGAUGUUUUGUCUGAUGAUAAUUUUCCUAUAGAAUCAAAUGAUGAAAUCGAUAACGAUGUUCGGACUUUUGAAGAAUUGACUGAAGAAGAUAACUUUAAGAUUCAAAUUAUGGAUUCUGAUAUUAAUCUGCAAAAUUCCAGAGAAUCAAUUGCAUCGGACAAAAGAAAAUCUUCUGUAACUACACCUGACGACGUAAUUCAACAUAAAAUUCGGACUUCUUUAAGAAAAGCGAUUGAAAUUAUAACAAAAUUAAAAGAAGAAUUCCCUUCAAGUGAGCCACAGUUCUCCAAACACGAGGACGAAACUGAGCGUAUUUUACUAGACUUAAUGAAAUAUUCCAAUGAUCUAAAAAACGUCUAAACUAUCUAAAUCUAAAUAAAACAUCAAAAAUUAACAUACAAAUUUUUCAUGUCACAUAACUUUAUUUGACAAAAAAAAAUAAGUUUAUAAUGAUAUUGACAAUAAAUAAAACAGUUCACGUGAAUUGUUUAUGAGUAAUAUGAAUUAGAUAU
Messenger RNA from Cotesia glomerata, 1925 nucleotides. RefSeq lists its product as uncharacterized. The transcript is spliced from 6 exons. The coding region runs from base 1 to 1299 and encodes 432 amino acids. NCBI's taxonomy places the organism in Eukaryota, Metazoa, Arthropoda, Insecta, Hymenoptera, Braconidae. The record is from RefSeq and is a predicted model, not a curated record.